This is a messenger RNA of Actinia tenebrosa (Australian red waratah sea anemone), 1761 nucleotides long. RefSeq names its product synaptic vesicle 2-related protein. NCBI's taxonomy places the organism in Eukaryota, Metazoa, Cnidaria, Anthozoa, Actiniaria, Actiniidae. Gene Ontology annotation, molecular function: transmembrane transporter activity. Gene Ontology annotation, biological process: transmembrane transport. Gene Ontology annotation, cellular component: membrane. The record is from RefSeq and is a predicted model, not a curated record.
GUUUUUUUAAUUAACGAUAACCCAGGUCACGAUAACCGGUAUAGAGUUUCUCUCUAUAAAAAAAACAACAAUGUGAAUCCCAUCCUAAGAAUCUCAUCCAUUACUUUCAUUCAAUCAUCCAAUUUUACUUUUCUGUAAGAUCAAGAUAUCAGUUCAUUUGAGCAUAGUAUAAUAGAUUUUUUAUAGUUUAUCUGCAUCAAAACUUUAGGUUACUUGUGUUGAGACACGACUUCAUAAAAGCCAAUGUUGUUUAUCGACAUUGGACUUAAUUUGGAAAGAUUCAAAUUCUACUAGAUUCAUUCCCAGAGUGGCAUGAAUGGAAUAGCAUCCUACGAGUCGUCAGAAGAGGACUGCGAAACAGAAGUAAUGUUGUACGAUCGCACCAAAACAAGAAGGAUCCGACAUCAUCUAAGUCAAGUGGAACCGAAUUAUGAAGAUGAAGACAAGACAUCUAUACGACCUUUAAUGCAGGAAGAUGAUUACUUCGAUAAAGAAGAUACAGAUGAGGAAAUCACUUAUUCUGUUGGCGAGGCUGUUGAUAUGAUUGGAUUUGGCUGGUUUCAGAUCCGUUUGAUGAUGAUUAUAGGUUUUUUCCAGGCUGCAGAAUCUCUAGAGAUGAUGUUGUUAUCCAUACUUGCACCAACCAUACGCUGUCUCUUUCAUAUCAGUGCCUGGAAGGAAGCAUUCAUUACAACUGUUGUGUUUAUAGGAAUGAUGUUUGGCUCUGCAGUUUGGGGCUGGGUAGCUGACAAGUAUGGGCGAAAAUUAGUAAUUGUCGCAUCAGCUGUCUGGAUUUCAUAUUUUGGAUUUCUCAGUGCCUUUUCACCUCAUUAUUACUGGAUUAUUGCACUCAGAAUGUUAGUAGGAUUUGGAAUUGGUGGAGGUCCACAAUCAUCGACUCUUAUUUCUGAAUUCAUGCCUAGUAAAUACAGAGCAAUGUGUAUGUGUGUUCAAUCGCCAUGGUGGACCGUUGGCUCAAUAUUUACUAUAUUAAUAGCUAUGGUAGUGAUGCCAACUUUUGGAUGGAGAUAUCUUCUUGCCAUUCUUUCAUUCCCAUUAAUAAUUUUUGUUUUUAUCUCUAAGUGGCUUCCAGAAUCAUGUCGUUACUAUCUCACCGUUGGACUUCGAGAUAAGUCUUUGUCAUUACUCUAUAAAAUUGCAAGAAUGAAUAAAGCUGCUGUUCCACGAGGCUACCUUAAAGAUACCAUACAGACAGCAAAAAGAGGAAGAGUUAGAGAUCUGCUCAACAAGGAAUUUUUUGGAUCUACUUUGAAAUUAUGGUUCUUGUGGUUCAAUGCUGCAUUUACAUAUUAUGGAAUUGUCCUUAUGACAGCUGAACUUUUCCAGAGUGAAAGUGAAAAUGGUGGAAAAUGUGAAGCUGCCAAAGGAACAGUAAAAAAUCCUCAUUGUGGCUGUAAACUGCUGACUACUACAGACUACAUUGAUAUGAUGAAGACUACUGUUGCUGAAGUACCAACUGUGAUUUUUAAUGUGAUACUGCUUGAAAAGCUGGGAAGAAAGAAGACCUUAGCUUUGUUGUACAGCCUGACGGCAAUCUUUUAUAUGUUAUUGUUUUUUUGUACUCAAAGAGCCCUAAUGGUGGUGUUUAUAUUCGGUGUAAGGGGCUGUAUAUCAGGAGUAUUCACAGCAACAUACAUUUACACAGCCGAGUUUUAUCCGACGGUAAUAAGAGGACUGGGUCUAGGAUGUUGCAGUUCUGUAGCACGUAUUGGUGCUAUGGUAACGCCGUUCGUCUGUCAG